Brienomyrus brachyistius is the source of this 1022-nucleotide messenger RNA. Its product is annotated as retinal cone rhodopsin-sensitive cGMP 3',5'-cyclic phosphodiesterase subunit gamma-like. Gene Ontology annotation, molecular function: cGMP binding; 3',5'-cyclic-nucleotide phosphodiesterase activity. NCBI's taxonomy places the organism in Eukaryota, Metazoa, Chordata, Actinopteri, Osteoglossiformes, Mormyridae. Gene Ontology annotation, cellular component: photoreceptor outer segment membrane. The transcript has 4 exons. Bases 118 to 381 code for a protein of 87 amino acids. Gene Ontology annotation, biological process: positive regulation of G protein-coupled receptor signaling pathway; visual perception; positive regulation of epidermal growth factor receptor signaling pathway. The record is from RefSeq and is a predicted model, not a curated record.
GAAGAGGAAGUAACGAGGAUCCACAGACCAAGGAGCCCGAUCACUACACCGGCUCUCGGAAAGAGGGAGGGAGGAACGGGAGACCAAACGCCCCAAGGAAGGAAGCAAACCCCAGAGAUGAGCAGAGAGGCUCCCACAGAAAGCACCCUACCUGUCCCCACUGCCGUGGCAGGACCUAGCAGUCCCAAGAAGGGACCCCCCAAGUUCAAGCAGAGGACCACCCGCACCUUUAAGAGCAAGGCCCCGAAGCCCGGACAGAAAGGGUUUGGAGACGACAUCCCAGGAAUGGAGGGUCUCGGCACAGAUAUCACUGUCAUCUGUCCCUGGGAAGCCUUCGGUGACAUGGAGCUCAGUGACCUGGCCAAAUUCGGCAUCAUCUGAACCUCCUUCUUCCACCCCCACCUCUUACCGUCGCUCACCAUUCCCCAGUCGGACCCCAGGCUACACCAUCCACACUUUCCACAUGGACUUCCCAUUUGGACCCCAGGCUACACCAUCCACACUUUCCACAUGGACUCCCCAUUCGGACCCCAGGCUACAUCAUCCACACUUUCCACAUGGACUCCCCAUUCGGACCCCAGGCUACACCAUCCACACUUUCCACAUGGACUCCCCAGUCGGACCCCAGGCUACACCAUCCACACUUUCCACAUGGACUCCCCAGUCGGACCCCAGGCUACACCAUCCACACUUUCCACAUGGAUAUGCCUUUGGGGCCCCAGAUUACAAUGAGGAUCUGAUUAAAUAUGCACCAUACUCUGAUUUCCCCAGACAACACUACCCUCAAGGGCAACCUGUAACAAAGAAAGAUGUGUGCAACCAUAAAUGUGUCGUUAAAUGUCACUGCGACUGAAAUUAUUGUGUAUCAAAGACAUACAAUGCAGAGCCAAUUUUACCUUAGCGCUACAGCUCAGGAAUAACAAUCUAUAUUUUACAAAUGUAUUAUUUUUCCACAAAACAAAUGUAUUUUUGCUACCUUGUGUUUUCUUGUAUUUCAGCAAGUAUUGCAUGUUUUAUAAUGU